UCAUUAUUCAAUGUGUUUGGAAUCAAAAUUGUUAUCUUUUUGUUCCAUUGCAUUUUCGCACCACUCUGACCCAUGAUGCGGUUUGGUUAAGUUGGCUCUGGUGAUGUUGAUGAGAAGAUGAACAAUGGAAUAUUCAGAUAUUUCUUCUUGUCACGUGGCUUCUGUAGUUCUCUAAUCUCACCCCAUAAACCAUUUUCACUAAACCAUGACUCUGUUCCUCCCUCUACUUUGUUAUCCAAUGCUCUGCAACAUUACAUUAAUUCCGAGACUCCUUCUCAUGGCCAAAAGAUCCAUUCCCGCAUUCUCAAAACUGGGUUUUUUCCAAACACCAAUAUUUCCAUCAAACUACUUAUAUUAUACCUCAAAUGUAAUUGUUUGAGAUAUGCACGCCAGGUGUUUGAUGAUUUGCGGGACAGAACUUUGUCUUCUUAUAAUUAUAUGAUCAGUGGCUAUCUUAAACAAGGCCAAGUUGAAGAGUCUCUUGGUUUGGUGCAUAGGCUUUUAGCGUCUGGUGAGAAGCUUGAUGGGUUUACUUUUUCCAUGAUUUUAAAGGCGUCUACUUCUGGGUGUAAUGUUGCGUUGCUUGGUGAUCUAGGUAGAAUGGUACAUGCCCAGAUUCUUAAAUCUGAUGUAGAGAGAGAUGAAGUUCUUUGUACAGCUCUCAUAGACUCUUAUGUCAAGAAUGGGAGGGUUGCUUACGCGAGGACUGUGUUUGAUGUGAUGUCGGAGAAGAAUGUGGUGUGUUCAACAUCCCUCAUCUCUGGUUACAUGAAUCAAGGCUCUUUCAAUGAUGCUGAGUGUAUAUUUCACAAAACGUUGGGCAAGGACGUGGUGGCAUUUAAUGCAAUGAUUGAAGGAUACAGCACGACAUCUGAAUAUGCUAUGAGAUCUCUUGAAGUUUACAUUGACAUGCAACGGUUGAACUUUAGGCCAAAUGUUUCUACAUUUGCUAGCGUAAUUGGUGCUUGUUCCAUGCUUGCGACAUUUGAAAUUGGGCAGCAAGUACAGUGUCAGCUUAUGAAGACUCCAUUUUAUGCUGACAUAAAAUUGGGAAGUGCCCUUAUUGACAUGUAUGCUAAAUGUGGAAGAGUUGUGGAUGCUCGAAGAGUUUUCGACCACAUGCUUCAGAAGAAUGUUUUUUCUUGGACAUCUAUGAUUGAUGGAUAUGGGAAGAAUGGGUUUCCUGAUGAAGCACUUGAGCUAUUUGGAAAGAUGCAAAAAGAAUAUUGCAUUGUACCCAAUUAUGUGACAUUCCUUAGUGCUCUCUCGGCUUGUGCACAUUCUGGACUUGUGGAUAAGGGUUUGAAGAUCUUUCAUAGCAUGGAGAGUGAAUACUUGGUAAAGCCAGGGAUGGAGCAUUAUGCUUGCAUGGUUGAUCUGUUAGGACGAGCAGGGAGGCUGAAUCAGGCUUGGGAGUUUGUCAUGAGGAUGCCAGAGAGACCGAAUUCGGAUGUGUGGGCUGCUUUACUUAGUUCUUGCAGACUCCAUGGUAAUAUAGAUAUGGCAAAAUUAGCUGCAAAUGAGCUUUUUAAGCUGAAUGCUACUGGAAGACCAGGGGCUUAUGUUGCACUGUCUAAUACUUUGGCAGCUGCUGGGAAAUGGGAAAGUGUAACUGAACUUAGAGAAAUAAUGAAGGAGAGAGGAAUAUCCAAGGACACUGGUUGCAGUUGGGUUGGAACUGAUGGUGUCUUUUAGUUCUUAGGAAGGUGCAAAAAUUCACUAUGGCAAUUUUUUUUGUUGACGAGAUGACCCCUCUUGAUUGCUUCUCUUACUGUCAUGUCUUCUUGUGCUUCCAACAAUACUGUAAAGUAUUUAAACUUCAAAGAAAUAUGAAACAAUAUGUUUGAUGAAGUGGAAAGGCAACAGUGGCUUUAGGAGGAGGUUGCAGAAAGCAUGGUUCAAGGAGGUUAAUCCCAACUGACCAAAAAGAAAUAAAAACAUAAUGCAGUUGCUGGCUAUUUUGAGCCUGGUUGAAAUCAAGUUCGGAUACUUGGAAGAUAGGAUGACAAAAUAGAUCUAGAUCCUACGUGUAUCCGUAAGAAUACCCUCAUAUGAGACAGGUAAAUGUCCAUUUAUAUGAGGAUGGGUACACGUAUAGACUCAUAAAAUUUAGUGUGCCGGUAUAGGUAUUAUGAUACUCAAUUCAUCCCGUCUCGUAGUUAUAUAUAUAUAUAAAUUAUUAUAAUAAUAUAU
Messenger RNA from Cajanus cajan (pigeon pea), 2193 nucleotides. RefSeq names its product Tetratricopeptide repeat (TPR)-like superfamily protein. Lineage: Eukaryota; Viridiplantae; Streptophyta; Magnoliopsida; Fabales; Fabaceae. Gene Ontology annotation, biological process: RNA modification. Gene Ontology annotation, molecular function: protein binding; RNA binding. The record is from RefSeq and is a predicted model, not a curated record.